AUGGCAGCGGAGCGCGCCCGCAAAGCGGCGGCCGCCGGUGCCCGCGGCCCUGGGGAGCCGGGCGCGCCCGGGACGGUGGCGCUGGCGGCGGCGCGGGCGGAGCGCUGCGCGCGGCUGCCGAGCCCGGGGUCGUGCGGGCUGCUGGCGCUGGCCCUCUGCUCGCUGGCGGUCAGCCUGCUCGCCCACUUUCGGACGGCCGAGCUGCAGGCCCGGGUGCUGCGCCUGGAAGCGGAGCGCGGGGAGCAGCAAAUGGAGACGGCUAUUUUGGGACGAGUUAACCAACUGCUGGACGAGAAAUGGAAGCUCCACUGGAGGAGGCGCCGGGAAGUUCCGAAGAUGGCUCCAGGAUGUAACUGCCCACCAGGGCCUCCUGGUCUCAUUGGAAGACCUGGACUCCCAGGAGUAAAGGGCCAACCGGGCGAGAAGGGUGCCCCCGGAGAUGCUGGCAUGUCCAUCAUCGGUCCCCGCGGCCCCCCUGGUCAGCCGGGCACCCGAGGCUUUCCUGGAUUUCCGGGUCCCAUUGGACUAGACGGCAAACCGGGCAACCCAGGACCAAAAGGGGAGAUGGGUCUGACGGGUCCCCGAGGACAGCCGGGACCUCAAGGACAAAAAGGAGAAAAGGGUCAGUGUGGAGAAUACCCGCACCGGCUGCUGCCUCUCCUCAAUUCAGUGCGACUGGCUCCACCCCCAGUCAUAAAAAGGCGGACCUUCCAGGGUGAACAGGGCCAGGCCGGCAUCCAAGGGCCACCAGGGCCACCAGGCCCCCCUGGACCAAGUGGACCCCUGGGGCAUCCAGGACUGCCAGGGCCCAUGGGGCCACCUGGCUUACCUGGGCCUCCUGGACAGAAGGGAGACCCAGGGAUCCAGGGCUACCACGGCCGGAAGGGAGAACGGGGCAUGCCAGGGAUGCCGGGCAAGCAUGGAGCCAAGGGAGCUCCUGGGAUCGCCGUGGCUGGAAUGAAGGGUGAGCCGGGGACCCCAGGAGCCAAGGGUGAGAAAGGGGCUGCAGGCUUCCCCGGGCUGCCUGGCCUCCUGGGGCAGAAGGGAGAGAAGGGCGAUGCUGGCAACUCCAUUGGGGGAGGUCGGGGGGAGCCGGGCCCUCCAGGACUCCCUGGGCCUCCAGGGCCAAAGGGAGAAGCAGGAGUGGACGGCCAGACUGGCCCCCCAGGGCAGCAAGGAGACAAGGGAGAGCCCGGAGCAGCUGGAGAACAGGGACAAGCUGGUCCCAAGGGCUCCAAAGGAGAGCCAGGGAAAGGAGAGAUGGUGGAUUAUAAUGGGAACAUCAACGAGGCUCUCCAGGAGAUCCGAACGCUGGCCUUGAUGGGGCCUCCUGGUCUUCCCGGGCAAAUUGGUCCACCUGGAGCUCCAGGGCUUCCAGGCCAGAAGGGGGAGAUUGGACUGCCAGGCCCUCCAGGACACGAUGGGGAAAAGGGACCUCGAGGCAAACCAGGAGACAUGGGUGCCCCUGGUCCCCAGGGGCCCCCAGGAAAAGAUGGGCCUCCGGGAAUGAAGGGAGAAAACGGACACCCAGGGAGCCCAGGAGAGAAGGGAGAGAAAGGGGAGAUGGGACAAGCAGGCUCACCGGGGCUCCAAGGUGUUCCUGGACCAAAGGGGGAAGCAGGACUAGAUGGAACAAAAGGAGAAAAGGGCGCCCAGGGAGAAAAAGGAGACCGAGGUCCUCUGGGAUUACCCGGUACUCCAGGACCAAUUGGAGUUCCAGGCCCAGCAGGACCAAAGGGCGAGAGGGGCAGCAAAGGAGACCCUGGGAUGACAGGACCAACGGGAGCAGCUGGGCUUCCUGGUUUACAUGGACCACCCGGGGACAAAGGAAACCGGGGACAUCGAGGUUUUAAAGGAGAGAAAGGGGAGCCGGGGUUACCAGGCCUGGACGGACUGGAUGCCCCAUGCCCAUUGGGUGAAGACGGCUUACCAGUCCAGGGCUGCUGGAACAAGUGAUGCCUCUAACCUUGGACUGGCCUGUGUGU
This is a messenger RNA of Cynocephalus volans (Philippine flying lemur), 1985 nucleotides long. It is a transcript of the gene COL13A1, whose product is annotated as collagen type XIII alpha 1 chain. Lineage: Eukaryota; Metazoa; Chordata; Mammalia; Dermoptera; Cynocephalidae. The record is from RefSeq and is a predicted model, not a curated record. The coding region runs from base 1 to 1956 and encodes 651 amino acids. The transcript is spliced from 36 exons.